Molecule: messenger RNA, 2416 nt
Organism: Erythranthe guttata (spotted monkey flower)
Lineage: Eukaryota; Viridiplantae; Streptophyta; Magnoliopsida; Lamiales; Phrymaceae
Product: ARM repeat superfamily protein
Biological process (GO): proteasome-mediated ubiquitin-dependent protein catabolic process
Cellular component (GO): GID complex
Molecular function (GO): protein binding
Source: RefSeq, a predicted model, not a curated record
AUUUUAGGUUCAGUUCCCAAUCAUCAACUGCAGAGGACACCAUCAAACACAAACCUCAAACCAUCAUCUUCAAGGCCACCCCGUCCUCCACCUCCGCCGCGGCGGCUCGGCCCCACCUCACAUUCCUCCCGCCGCCUCGCCGUUUUUUUCAAUUUUCAUCCCCCCCGUAGAAAUUCAGCGACGAUGCCCACCUCCGCCACCUCGAAUCACCCCGGCCGUCCCGAGGGCUUGAUCGGACGCCUGAACUCAGCUAACAUUCCGUACGAGGCUAAGCUCAAAUCGCUGAGGGAUUUGAAGAACCAGAUAAUUGGUAAUCGUACGAAGAAGAUAGCCUACUUGAAGCUCGGCGCCGUGCCCUCUGUGGUCUCCAUUCUCUCCUCCGCCGCUUCCGCGCAGGGGUGUAUUGGGGACAGCCGUGAAUUCCACGAUUCCGUGUUGAUUCAAUCCGCCGCGGCGAUCGGGAGCUUUGCAUGUGGAUUGGAUGCUGGAGUUAAGGCUGUUUUGGAUGCUGGAGCAUUUCCUCUUUUACUCACUCUUAUUUCUCAUCUCAAUGAGAAGGUUGCCGAUGCUGGUGCUCGUUCUCUUAAGUUGAUUUAUCAGUCAAAAUUGGCACCAAAGUACGAUUUUCUUCAAGAGAAAAACAUGGAAUUCCUGCUGUCAUUAUUGAAUAGUAAGAAUGAGAAUGUAACUAGUCUUGGUGCGAGUAUUAUUACGCAUUCUUGCCAGUCAACUUUGGAGCAGCUGGCAUUGAGUGAAGCUGGCAUUAUAAAAAGGCUUGUAAGUCUCCUCGGAGGUUCGAUAAGUCAGAAAGAUGCUAGUUUAGAAUCUCUGGCUGCUGUGAUCAAGGGAAAUCCGGAAGUUGCUUCAAAGUUCAUGGGGCCUGAAAGUGGAAGGGCACUCAAUCUUGUGAUUGAACUGAUAAAGGAUAAGCAUCCUCGAACAAGAUUGUUAGCAUGUAUGUGUUUGAUCAGCAUAAGAAAUACUUCUACGUCUUAUCUUCAAGAUUCAGGAAUUAAGAGCACGCUGGUAUUAGUAUUACUUGAGCUUCUUGGUGAUCCCGGUCAAGUUGGAGACGAAGCGCCCUUUGUCUUGUCUAGUUUGAUUACUGAAAAAGAGGAUAUGCAAAAAAUAGCCUUUGAUGCAAAUGUCAUUGACAACUUAUGCGAGAAUUUAAAUUCGGUUUCUUUUCAAGCCAAACGUUUGCAAGGAACUUUUUUAGCCCUGGGUGAUCUUUGCUCAGAGUUGGAAUGCUGCAGGGAUAGGGUACUCGAUUCAAAGGUGUUAAAUUUUAUUACAGAAGCACUAGUUCAUGAUAGUGCUGAAGUGCGCGCUGCGACCUGCAUAUUUUUGAAGAAUGCUUCUCGCUCUGUCAAGAAUUUAAGUGCAGGUAAAUUUAUGAAUGAAGCUAUUGCUGUUCCGUUGGUUCAGCGUUUGUGGGACUCCAGUACUCCUGUCCAGGUUGCUGCUUUGGGUGCUCUCUGCAACAUGGUGGUCGAUUUUACGGCAGACAAAUCAUUAUUUAUGAAAUGUGGAAUUUUAAGACACCUGGUAGUGCUUUCCAAGUCAAUGGAAUCGGCAAUUAGAGUUAGCGCAGUGUGGGCCUUAAAGAAUUUAGCAUUCCACGUAAGCAGCAGAUGUAAAGAAGAAAUUCUCUCGGAACUGACAUCAGCGACACUAGCAAGCCUCAUUAGUGACCCUGAGGCUUCUGUCCAAGAGCAAGCCUUGUCUUUGACUCGCAAUCUUGUCGAUGGUACUCUAAACUCAGUCAACUAUGUGAUUGGGGAAGACGGCGAUCUUGUACAUGCUAUUGGAAAGCAAUUACAAAGCACUUCAAAAGCGGAAGUUCUUAUUCAAGGUAUGUACACCCUGAGCAAUGUGGCUUCUGGAAACGAGCUUCAUAAGAAAGCAGUAAUGACCCAACUUCUCACACGAGCUGGCAAUGACUCAGAAACCCUAAUGAUCAAAUCAUUGCAGAGCAGUGACAGCCGAUUAAGAACAGCUACUGUUUGGACCCUUAUAAACCUUACACUGCCCAAUUCUCCAGAUACAUCCACUCGAGUUACCGAACUUUGGAGUGCCGGCAUAGUCUCUCAACUAAAGAAUAUGGUCAACGAUCCUUGCCUCGAUGUAAAGCUUCGAGCAAGGAUGGCUCUUGGACAAUUAAUGAUGUUUGGUGAUGCAUUAACAUGAGUGUAUACAUAUUCGACGCAUCGAAUUUCAGAUUUGAAGGAAGGCUUUCUUUUUGUUUACCAAUUUUGUAACAGGUAUUAUUUUAUCCCAAGGGUCUAGGAUCGAGUUUAUUAUGCAGAGGUGUCGAAUGAGAUUUUUGAGUUCCGAUUGAGCAUUAUCUUGAUUCUUCGAAAGCUGGAUAAUUAUUGUUGAUUUAUUGUGCAUAGCUGGAGUGUGUAUUUUCCAA